AUUCUCUUCUGUGUCUCAAUUUCCACCGAAACCUGGAACGGGAAUGGCGGAGUGGUCCCAACUCCCACCGGAACUACUUGACCAAAUUGCGAAAUCCCUCCAGGCCCCCUUUGAUCAUCUACGUUUUCGAUCGGUGUGCUCUGCGUGGCGAUCCAGCGUGACCCCCAAGCCCCGUCGCUUUUUGCCAGGUUAUCUCAUCCUCCCCAACGACGGUAUCUCCGAUACCACUUUUGGUUUCCACCUCUCCAAGCGCUCUAUACUCAUCCUUCAAUCCACGCGACUCGGCAAUCAAGCGGAACGGAGCCCUCAUCCCGCUUGGGUAAUCAAAAUUGAAGAAGACUUGCCCGAUAGAAAGAGCUUGUUGAACCCAUUAUCGAGACAUCGUUUUAGUCCUCUACCAAGCGAUUUCCCAAGGGUCUUAGAUUUGUCGGGUAUUCGUGUAUGUGAAUUGGGCCAAGAGUACGUGCUUCAUUCCAUCAAUUAUAAACAUAUGAUUGGUGAUGAUAAUCUGUACAUGGAGAAGGUCGCAUUGAAAUGGGUUAGCAUUGAUGGCGAUUUCGUGUUGCUUACGAUUCAUGUAUCGGGGAAGCUGGCGCUGUUCAGAUCUGGAAACAAGAGGUGGACGACAAUCAAUGAUAUGCCGUCUCCCUAUGAUGAUGUCAUUUUGUUCAAAGGGGAGUUCUUAGCCGUCGACAAUACUGGAAGAACUGUGAAUGUGGAUGUUACUGGCUCGCCACCGGUACUGAGUUUGGUGGCUAACCCUGUGUUUGGAGGGGACAAGAAAUACUUGGUGGAAUGUGAGGGGCAAUUAUUGAUGGUAGAUAUGUAUCUAAGUAUCGAUGCUACGGAGGGUGGUCCUCUGGGCUUCGGUGAGGACUUCUUGGAGCAUUUAGCUGUUUAUAUGAGCGAGAGGACUGUGAGGUUCAAGGUCUACAAAUUAGAUGAAGAAAUGCUGACGUGGGUGGUGGUGAGGAACUUAGGGGAUAAAGUGCUGUUCUUGGGUGACCAUUCUACUUUUGCGGCAUCGGCUUCUGAUCUUUCUCUGCCGAAGGGAAAUUACAUUUUCUUUGUAGAUAACUUCUUCUAUGUAAGCAGCGAGUAUAGUGGUGGGGACGAAGAUGGAGAAAUGGGCGGUGGUCGAGAUAUUGGUGUUUUUGACUUGGAGAGUUGUUGCAUUGGACCCUUAGGAAACUAUCCUCACUAUUCCAAGAUUUUUUGGCCUCCCCCACAUUGGAUUUUCUCUUGUGGAUUGGGGGCGCAAAAUCAAAAUCACUCAGCAGAACAGUCUCAGUGAAGUGCAGAUAGAUUUCCUUUGUACGAGAAAUGCCGUUUCAUUGACCAAAUCAUUGGAGUAUCAGUGAAACCCUCACCUAUCUCAGAAGAGAAGGUCCACGACUGGGUAAAGAUGGAUUUCCUUGUCUUAUCCACCCUGGAAAGAUGAUGCUAAGCCCAGUACAUAUUGGAUACAGAGAGUUGGGUGCUUUUUAUCCCAUGAUUUGUUUUUGGGUGCUUUUUUAACACAUGAUUUGUUGCUGAAAUUCAGAAAUUGUUUGAUCAUUUAUUUAUCUUAGCUGCAAACUUCAGAUGUUACAGAUUUCUCUUCUCAAUAGAACUUUUGCUUACAUCUUGAUAGCUUCACUGCAGAGUGAAAGUUGUUCAAUCAUUUCUGAGUGCCCGUAAUAUAAGAUGACUGUUUGUGUUGUUUGAUCU
Tripterygium wilfordii is the source of this 1710-nucleotide messenger RNA. RefSeq names its product F-box protein SKIP23-like. Bases 44 to 1294 code for a protein of 416 amino acids. The transcript is spliced from 2 exons. NCBI's taxonomy places the organism in Eukaryota, Viridiplantae, Streptophyta, Magnoliopsida, Celastrales, Celastraceae. The record is from RefSeq and is a predicted model, not a curated record. Gene Ontology annotation, molecular function: protein binding.